Pelobates fuscus (common spadefoot toad) is the source of this 1333-nucleotide messenger RNA. RefSeq names its product developmentally regulated GTP binding protein 1 (gene DRG1). Gene Ontology annotation, cellular component: cytoplasm. Gene Ontology annotation, biological process: cytoplasmic translation. Bases 131 to 1234 code for a protein of 367 amino acids. The record is from RefSeq and is a predicted model, not a curated record. The transcript is spliced from 9 exons. Gene Ontology annotation, molecular function: GTP binding; GTPase activity. Lineage: Eukaryota; Metazoa; Chordata; Amphibia; Anura; Pelobatidae.
GCCCCUGACGUCAUUUCCGGUGUUUCGGUGCCCGGCUCUGCGCCUGCGCAGUGAGUUGGUGUUCCAGCUGAGCCCCGUGCCAGGUCACCGGCCGGUUUCUGGUGUUACAGGGAGUUGCGUUGCCGUCACCAUGAGCGGGACUUUGGCGAAGAUCGCCGAGAUCGAGGCCGAGAUGGCCCGGACUCAGAAGAAUAAAGCCACAGCACAUCACUUGGGUCUGCUGAAAGCUCGCGUGGCCAAGCUGAGGAGGGAGCUGAUCACACCGAAAGGAGGUGGAGGAGGUGGUCCAGGAGAAGGUUUCGAUGUUGCAAAGACUGGAGAUGCUCGAAUUGGAUUUGUGGGAUUCCCUUCUGUGGGAAAAUCUACACUGUUGAGUAACUUGGCUGGCGUUUACUCUGAAGUGGCAGCCUAUGAAUUCACAACUCUGACCACAGUGCCUGGAGUCGUACGAUACAAAGGAGCCAAAAUUCAGCUUUUGGACUUGCCUGGAAUCAUUGAGGGAGCAAAGGAUGGGAAGGGCAGGGGUCGACAAGUCAUUGCAGUGGCUCGGACAUGCAACCUGAUCCUCAUUGUACUUGAUGUGCUGAAGCCAUUAGGACACAAGAAGAUCAUUGAGAAUGAACUGGAGGGAUUUGGGAUCAGGCUUAAUAAGAAACCGCCAAACAUAGGAUUCAAGAAGAAGGACAAAGGUGGAAUAAAUCUUACAGCCACUUGCGCUCAGUCAGAGUUGGAUAAUGAAACCGUGAAGAGCAUUCUGGCAGAAUAUAAGAUCCACAAUGCUGAUGUUACUCUGAGGAGCGAUGCUACUGCUGAUGACCUUAUUGAUGUAGUGGAAGGCAACAGGGUUUAUAUUCCUUGUAUCUAUGUAUUGAAUAAGAUUGAUCAAAUCUCUCUGGAAGAGCUGGAUGUGAUCUACAAAGUACCACACUGUGUUCCCAUCUCUGCUCACCACCGCUGGAAUUUUGAUGAUCUCCUAGAGAAGAUGUGGGAUUACUUACGGCUGGUUCGAAUUUACACCAAACCCAAGGGACAGCUCCCUGAUUACACGUCUCCUGUUGUACUGCCCGAUUCCCACACCGCCGUAGAAGAUUUCUGCACAAAGAUCCACAAGAACCUUAUCAAAGAAUUCAAGUAUGCAUUGGUUUGGGGAUCAUCCGUAAAACACAAUCCUCAAAAAGUUGGCAAAGAUCAUGUCAUGGAAGAUGAAGACGUCAUACAGAUUGUGAAGAAAUAAUUCCUUUGCGUAUGCUCCAGACCUUAAAUUUCUUGGAUAGUCCUGUGCAAGCUCUGUAAAUAUUUCAUUCUUUAAAGUCCGCAUUUCAUGCUUGCUCAA